AUGAAGCUCUCGAGCACCGCCGUGCUGCUCGGUGCAUCUCUGCCCGGAGUCCUCGCGUGGGGAAGUCUGGGACACAUCGCGACGGCAUAUCUCGCCAGCCACUUCGUCGCCAACACGACUGAGAACUUCUUCCAAGACCUCCUGCGCAACGACACCGAGCACUACCUUGCCGGCGUCGCGACCUGGGCCGAUACCAUCCGGUACACGAGAUGGGGCCACUUCACGGGGCCCUUCCACUUCAUCGACGCCCACGACAGCCCGCCCGAGUACUGCGGUGUUGAUCUCGAGCGGGACUGCAAGGCACAGGGCUGCGUCGUGACGGCUCUCGCAAACUACACCGCGCGGUCCCUGGACCCCAAGCUAAACGGGUGGGAGCGCAACCAGGCCGCGAGGUUCGUCGUGCAUUUCAUCGGCGACAUCCAUCAGCCUCUCCACAAUGAAGACGUGGCUCGAGGAGGCAACGGCAUCCACGUCAAGUGGUACGGCACCGAUUUUAACCUGCACCACGUCUGGGACAGCUCCAUUGCUGAGAAGUUGAUCGGGGGUUCGCGCCGGAGGCCGUACGACAAUGCGAAGCGGUGGGCAGAUGAGCUGGCCGAGGAGAUCAAAACCGGCAAGUUUGCUGCGCAAAAGGAGGACUGGCUGAAGAGCUUAGACUUUAACAAUGUCAACGCAACCGCUUUGCAAUGGGCGAGAGAGGGUAACGCGUUCGUGUGCACCCACGAGGGGCCGCGUGCGAUCGCCGGUCAGGAGCUUGGCGGUGAGUACUUUGAGAAGGCGGCGCCGGUAAUCGAGCUCCAGGUAGCCCGCGCAGGCGUCAGAAUGGCUGCUUGGCUGGAUCUUAUUGCAGCGGCGUACCAAGACGAGGCGAGGAAGGCCGGCGUGGUUAUGGAAGAACUAUAA
Colletotrichum spaethianum is the source of this 903-nucleotide messenger RNA. RefSeq names its product nuclease S1. NCBI's taxonomy places the organism in Eukaryota, Fungi, Ascomycota, Sordariomycetes, Glomerellales, Glomerellaceae. Gene Ontology annotation, molecular function: endonuclease activity; nucleic acid binding. The transcript has 3 exons. The record is from RefSeq and is a predicted model, not a curated record. Gene Ontology annotation, biological process: DNA catabolic process. The coding region runs from base 1 to 903 and encodes 300 amino acids.